AUGUCGCAGGUGUCACCUGUGACCAUUUCAGCGGCGACUCCAUCUGGGGCCGCGGGCGUCUCGGUCCCAGGGCCCGAGAAAAACGCGAGCCAAUCCGCCACUCCGAGCCCACGUCCAACACCUGCCACUGCAUCGCCGGCGAAACUUCGCAGCUGUGCCGUGUGCAGGACCCGAAAAGUCCGUUGCAAUAAGGAGUCGCCAUGCUCGAAUUGUCGUCGGGCCAACAUCCCCUGUGUCUUCCCCUCAGCCGACCGUCCUCCGCGAUGGGCUCGGCGUCUAGAGCGCAUCACUAGCAAUGCAGCCCAAGUUGCCAACCCGGAAGCUGAGCAAGUCAUGGAAAGAAUACGGAAUCUUGAGAGCCUCGUGAAGCAGCUCAGCGGUCAGCUGGAACAGGCUCAUGCGGCGGCUCACUCUCCGCAUGACUCAUCCCGUGUCAUAUCGUCUGGCAGUUCGCCUCAUGACCAGCGUCCAGACCAUCAGAUAGAUGCGCCUUUUCCUACCGUGACAAGCACCGAAAAUUUCCAGAAGCAGUUUGGAAGGUUGGUGCUCAAAGAUGCUAGCCGAAGUCGCUAUAUCAGCAGCGGUUUCUGGUCACGGAUCAACGACGAGCUCGAUGGGCUCAAGAUGGAGACCCGAGGUCUCGCUGGAGAGACUUCCGAUACCUCAGAAGACGAGAGCUCUCAGUCUGCGGAGAAGUCGCUGCCCACUCAGGAGCUGGAACGGACGCCUUCGGAACGUCAUGCCUUCUUAUUCCGGCAUAACCUCAACCCUGCCGGCCCCGAUCUCCGCGAAUUCCAGCCGCUCCCCUCCCAAGUCCCAUUUCUCCUGGAUGUCUUCUCCGAGAAUGUCAAUCUUCUCUACCAGAUUGUUCAUAUGCCCACGGUGCGGAGCAUGGCCCCCAGCUCACGCGGUCGCAAUAGUAACACGACUACUCUCACGCUGGCCAACGAGGCCUUGUUGUUUUCCAUCUAUUAUGCAGCGAUUACAUCUAUGGAGGAAGACGAUAUCAUGAUGAAUUUUGGCUCUACCAAGGCCAACCUUAAUCUCAAGUAUCGGCUCGGACUCGAGCAUGCCCUUGCCGCGGCGGACUUCCUCAACGCCCCUGAACUAGUUCUGGUGCAAGCAUUUUCCAUCUUUCUCUUUCUCGUUCGCCGUCAUGAUAGCCCGCGAUAUGUUUGGAUGAUGACAGGACUGCUCAUCCGCAUGGCGCAGGCUCUGGGAAUGCACCGCGACGGAUCUCAUUUUCACCAUUUGACCCCCUUCGAGGUUGAGAUGCGUAGGCGGGUCUGGUGGGUGGUCUGCAUACUUGACGUGAGAGCAUCAGAAGACCAAGGAAUCGAUCUUACGAUUAGCAGCGGUAGUUUUGAUACCAGGACCCCCAUAAAUUUGAACGAUGCAGACAUUAGUCCUGAUACCAAAAUAACACCGACGGAAUGUCAGGGCUUCACGGAUAUGACCUUCCCGAUGCUCUCUAUUGAGAUGUGCGAGAUCACGCGGCGGAUGAUGGCUGGACCCCCAGGCUUUGAAGAGCAAAGCCGUCUCUUGAACGAGAUGAACGACAAAUCCGAACACGGCUACCUCCAGUACUCUGCAGAUUCGGCAAACAUCUGUUACUGGGUCGGCGUUAUUUGCAUGCGCCUCCUUGUGGCAAAAAUGACCCUCAUAACCCACCUCCCUGUGCUCUUCUCGUCGCCAAGUGAACACUUCUCAGAUGAGAUCAGAGACAAGCUGCUGGUGUCAGCCAUCGAAGUCGCCGAGCACAACCACGCGCUGAACUCCGAACACGCCUGUCACCACUGGCGCUGGGUUUACCAAACUUUUACACAUUGGCAUGUCAUCGUCUACCUGUUGAUUGAGAUGACCCGCCGCCCGUGGUCGUCUAUUGUCGAGCGAGCCUGGGUGAAUCUGCAUAGCCCCUGGCUAAUCCCGGUUCAAUCCAACAGGAACCUUCGAAUUUGGGUCCCCUUGCGAAAGCUGAUGGCCAAGGCUAGAAAGCAUCGCGCUGCCGAGGUCCAAAGGUUACGUGGCGAUGCUGGGGCUGCUCGACAACUCGAGAUAGAUGACCGCAAGCUCCCGGUGCCUAAGAGUGCUUCUUCCGUGAGAGAUGGCGCAUACUCUUGGCUAUGA
Pseudomassariella vexata is the source of this 2127-nucleotide messenger RNA. Its product is annotated as fungal-specific transcription factor domain-containing protein. The record is from RefSeq and is a predicted model, not a curated record. The transcript has 3 exons. Gene Ontology annotation, molecular function: DNA-binding transcription factor activity, RNA polymerase II-specific; DNA binding; zinc ion binding. Gene Ontology annotation, biological process: regulation of DNA-templated transcription; DNA-templated transcription. Lineage: Eukaryota; Fungi; Ascomycota; Sordariomycetes; Amphisphaeriales; Pseudomassariaceae. The coding region runs from base 1 to 2127 and encodes 708 amino acids.